CUGUCUAAUCUAUCUUCUUUCUUUUCCCAUCCCUACUUCUCCCCAAUCUCUCAUUAUUGGACAUCACAUAUCUCCUCUCCGUUUUGGAGUUUUAAACUUUUCACCAUUCCCGGCCGGUGAAUUUGAGAUGCCGCCGGCGAAUCUCCAGCUAUUUUGAUUUUCAAUGUCAAUGAUACGUCUUCUUCUCCUUGUAUUUCUUUCUAUUUCUUCUUCUUGUCUGAUUUUUCUUAUUUUCCAUUAAUUCUUUUAACAGAAAUUGUCCUAAAUAGGAGCAAAAAUGUUUUGAAAUUCCAAAAUAGGAGUAUCAUAUUUUUUAUUCCCUGAAUAUGAGUAAUCUUCCAAAACAUUUUUACUCCUAUUUAGGGAAUUUUCUCUUAUUUUAAUUACUACCGAGUACAAGAUUCUAACUGUUUAAGAUUUUAAUUUAAGAAAUGCUAUUUCCAAACUGUUUUGUUUUUUCUGAAAAUGAACGCCCACUAUUUUUUUACUAUUCCGUAGUUUCUACGAGUAUUAUUUUUAUUUUGAAAAUUUUCAGAUAAUCAACUUUGGAUGUGAAAAUCUAUAACUAAGGUUAUACUCUGCAAUAUUGUUUUAAUGUCACUUUCAUGAAAUUGCUUUUAAUGCCACUUUUAUGGCAUUCCAUGGCCAUUUCUUGUUACUUGUCAAAAAAAUACCAUUUUCAUGGCAAUAUUAAUUCUAAUGUUCUCCGAUAUUAGGGUUGUAAAGUUGCAUCUGGCCAUAACCCAUGUUCUCCGAUAUGUUUUAUUUUAUGGUUUUCUUUUAUACUCGGUAUUAUUAAUAAACAAAUUCUUCCUUUGAUUAAGGGUAUAUUUGUCAGCACAUGUCUUUUUACUCCUACAGACCCAUGCGGGGAACACUUAAGUCCUAUUAUAUUUUACUCCUAAUCAAGGAAUUAACUCUAGCUUCUAAUGUCUUUUAGUUUUUCCUUUCUAUUCAAACAAUUCAAUAAAGCUCCUACUUUGAUUUCCUUUGACCAUAGCAAUUAAAUGUUUUACUAUUUAUAAUACUCCCUCUGUCUCGAAAAGGAUGGCCAAAUUUGACUUUCACGUGAAUUAAUAAAGUAAAAACUGUAUGGUUGAAAUUUGUGUAGAGGAGAGAGAAUUAACUUUAACCACAUAUUUCUUACUAUAAAUGGAAAUGGCUAAUCUUUUUGCAACAUCCAAAAAAGGAAAUUUGGUCAACCUUUUCGGGACGGAGUAGUAAAAUAGUCUUUUACUAUAUACUCGUAUAUGUACAUAUAUAUACUUCUUUGUUAUGGUCAAUAUUUUCAGGUGGACUGGGAUCGUACUUGCUAGGGAUCAGCAUUCAGCAAGAAAACGUAUGAGCUUGCUGGAGUACGUUGAGGCAGAAGCAAACUACAUUCAAGUUGAUAACCGGUCAUCCAGAUCCAGCCCAUCUCAAAUACGUAGUAUAUCCCUCUCCGAAUUCCCAAAGAAUCGUUGCCGGACUGGUCGCACGCCGGAGGAGAAGAAGCUGAAGUUGCUUCCAUCGGACUUGACUAGCUGCUGCCACUGGACUUCGCCGCCUAUAACAAACCUAUUUCUGCCACUUUGUUGCCGGAAGGAAGAAGAGAGAACGCCGGAGACUGCGAUGCCGAAGUUUGAAACGGAACUGAGUUGACCGGACCUCGCUGCUGCAUGCCGUUAAUUACUGCCACGCCGGAAAAAGAAAAAAAAAACAACCUCUUUGAUGGACUGCCCCUUGCCGAGAAAGGGGAGAAGGAGGCAUCGUUGCCGACUGCCGCCGGUCGUCUUCAGACUGCUACAGUACGUACUCAAGGUGAAUUUGGAAAAGAUCGAGAUAUAGAAGCUUUGGUUGGGAAUUAUCGCGAUUGAGGUAAGUUCUACAUCAACCAAAAUUAUACUUUUCCUCGUAAAUAUAUAUAUGAUUAUUUAUUUGAAAUUAUUUGAGAACUUUGUGAGAUUUCUAGCAUUUACAUUUAUACUUCGUAUUUGAGUAUUUAGAAUUAUUUAUGGAUUGUUAUUGAGGAUUAUAUUUGAGAUUUGAGUAUUGAAUAUUGUGUGAUAUUUUUGAGUAUUUGAAGUUAUGUAUUAAUCAUUAUUGGGAUUGAGAUUUGAGCUAUUUAUGGAGUAUUGUAUAUUUUAAUCAUGUUGGGAAUUUUCGAGUUUAAAGGAUCGAUUAACCCUUAUUUUGGAAAUUUAUGUCUAUGUAUAAUAUGUGAUGCAUUGUUGAAUGUUGAAUAACUUUGGGGAAAUUACGUGAGUAGUAAUCCCUAAAUUUUUGGAAAAUAAUAAAGAUAAAAUGAACCUUUCAAUGUAAGGGCAUCACGGGAGAAAUCCGGGAUGUCGGUGUCCUCCACGACCUUGACUGUGGAGAGUUAUUAGGACUGCUAUUACUUGUUGGGAUUUGGUGUCCACGACCUUGACUGUGGAGAUUGGUGGUUGUUUAUUGUAUUUAAAAUUCGGGCAAAAAGACCCUAUUAUUCAGUAGUAGCAGUAACCUAGUCACUUAUAUAGGGUAAUCCCUUUUUGGUGGAGUAGGGGGACGUUGACGUCCGAACUACUUGGACUUCUUACUACUCGUAGGGCUUGGAAUCCCUUUUAGAGGGUGUGCACACUUAAGGUAGAGGUUCAGUUUCCUCAAGUUAGAAGUGGUACCGGCAAAAGUCCCGGGGUGGCCGUACAUAACAACGGACCAUCGGGCUCAAUAAAAUGUUGAGCACCGUCCUUCAAAUGUAUUAGGAGUACAAAUUAUAUUUGAUUGGCUUGGAUUUGAGUUGUUGGAUUAUUGUAUUGAAUUCGAGUUGGAUUGAAUUAUCAAAUUAUUGUGGAAUUUCAAAGUAAAAUUACUUUUGAGUUUAAUUCGGUUUGAUUAUGCUAAUAUUGAUUAUGAGUGUUUGGAAGUAUUUUGAGAAUGAUUUUUUGUACUUUAUGUAUAUUUGGUACUUCGUAUUUUGUAAUUCUUGUAGUUUGGAAAUAUUUACUUAUAUUUGAAGUACUGUUAUUUUAUUAGUGAUGAUGUUAUUAUGAGAAGAUUUAACAAAUUGUUAAAAAAAUAUUUUUUCCUCCCCAAUGUUUUUUUUACAAAAAUAUUAAAUUAUAUUAUUUUAUGGGGUUAGGUGGAACUUACUUAGCACUGGCUAAUUUUUUUUUUCUUUUUUUUUUCUUUCUGUACUUGAAUGUGUACAGGUAAUGCUUUGCUGAUGAUGUUGACUUUGAGAAAGCUUCCGCUAGAGAAAAUGUAGUUAGUAGAUAAUAUUGUAGUUUAAUUUAAUUUUGAAGACACUUAUUGAGUUUAAUUAUUUUUGUGGUGCUUAGCCUGUGCACUCGGUUAGGAUAGAGCCGAGUGUGGCGGUAACGCCCCUAUUUCUCUUUGAAAAUUGUGUUGCACAUUUCUGAUGCUUUUCAAAUGAAGAUGUUUUUUUACUCUGAACAAAUUAUCAUUUAAAGUUAUAUUUUGG
Molecule: messenger RNA, 3442 nt
Organism: Cuscuta epithymum
Lineage: Eukaryota; Viridiplantae; Streptophyta; Magnoliopsida; Solanales; Convolvulaceae
Source: the annotation of a GenBank genome assembly